AGAAUAAUUGAAAAGAUUUAAAUGAUAUUGUAAAAAAUUGGGCCCUUCUCCUAUCCCAUUUGGCGGCUGGACCAGCCCACACCAGUAGGGUUAUAAUUUUAACUCUCACCUAAGAGACAGCCUCUCCUUCACACUUCAUCCCUCGUUAGUCGAAGUUGCCUAUCCUCAAAAGCAUGAAGAAUCCCAAAGAAAUGAGUCAUGGCACGACAGCUUUUGGCUUCGUAUACAUGGAUGCAGAUGACAUGGAGUUAAAGGUAAUCAUGGCGUCUGAUGGUCAAAUUGAUGGUAAAGAUUUCAUAGUUAGUGAUAAUUUCAAAAAGUAUUACCAAGAUGGUAAUGUGGUAGUUAUGAUUGCUAGCAACGAUCAAGAUUGCAAGGGCGCUAUACAGAACAUUCUCAAGAAACAUAAGGUUCUUCCGCAAAACUUUGUGGGUCUUGUUAAUGUGUUCAGCGAUGCGAUGGAGCCUACUCGUUGUGCAUCUUUUAUCAUAGGAGUUCUUGAUUCAAUUCGUCCGUAUGUAAUUGCAAUGCAUUCUAUGCUUAAAAUGGAUCAUACUACAUCAGACAUUGUGGGAGGAGCUGGAUUGGGUUGUGACCACGCACUUAUGGCCUUAGAGUAUCGGUCGUCAAGGGCUGUCAAAAAAUAUGUGGUGCGUAAACAGCAGUUUGACUCAGAUCCCACAAACCCCAUGGAGGAGAUACCAAUUGUGAGUGCUUCUCAAGCACUCAAAUGGGUGCACGAGGCAAUGGUUUAUGCGGCUCACCUUGAUAACAACAAGAUGGGUGGAAGUUUUUAUGAUGUGUUUUGUGGAGAGCUAGUUGAUGGGAGGGCAUCUUGGGAGCACCAAAGGUUUGAUUUUGAAGAAAUGAAAUGCUCUUUCCCAGAAUGUUAUUUUGAUUAUCUAGCAUCAGAUGGAGCCUGAUAAUUUGGAAGUGCAGAGUCAGAGUAUUAUGUACUACUCCUUCCGUCUCUAAAUGUUUAGAGUUUAUUUUUCCAAGCCAUAGGUUGCUGCCGCAAGAGUAGUAAUGCGUCCAAGUACGUCACUGAUAGAGGAACUCCCAAGUAACAAAAAUCUUUAAGAUACAACAAUACCACAAGCCUUGAUAUACAGAAAUACCACAAUCAUGUUCACUUGAAGUCAUAUUAGAGAUGAUGAUGACUGACAGGAUGCUACAAUUCACUCAAAAUGGCUAAUGUUCUGAAAUUGCUACAGAACAUGUUUUGUCAAAAAAUAAUACCAACAAAGGUUACAAUAUUAACAACGCAUGAGAACUAACAUUCUCUAGCGGACUCACUAAGUCUAAAUGGGCACUUUGAUUGGAUUGCAUGCUGUAAGAGUUUACCAAAAGUGCCACGACAUCAAAGGGGUAGUUUC
Messenger RNA from Cuscuta campestris, 1376 nucleotides. The record is from the annotation of a GenBank genome assembly. NCBI's taxonomy places the organism in Eukaryota, Viridiplantae, Streptophyta, Magnoliopsida, Solanales, Convolvulaceae.